GAGACAGAAGAAGAAGAACACUGCGCACGGGUGGUGGACUUCGCCGCUCUCCUCUUCCCCACUUCCCAUCUCCGUCUUUGUGAGAUUGAUUAGUUCAUCCGCCGGUGAUCAACAACCGAGACGCCGGAGGCCACGAUGCUGCCGUCGAUCUUCAGCCGGAAGGGCGCCUCGGGCUUCUCUUGGGCCUCCACCGCCGACCAGGUAACCCAAGGCCUCACCGCCAUCGUCACCGGUAACGCCCCUCCCCUCCCGCAUGCUUUCCUCUUCCCUUUGCUACCGUCCCUCAGUACGAUUCGGUUCGUUCGAACCUCAGGGGCGUCGAGUGGCAUCGGCGCCGAGACGGCGCGGGUCCUGGCGGCGCGCGGCGCCCACGUCGUCAUGGCCGCCAGGAACAUCGCCGCCGCCGACUCGGUGCGCCAGACCGUGCUGGCGGCUACCCCAGCAGCCACCCUCGACGUCAUGGAGCUCGACCUCUCCUCCAUGGCCUCUGUCCGCAAGUUCGCCGCCGACUUCAACGCCAAGGGCCUCCCGCUCAACAUCCUCGUGAAUAAUGCAGGAGUGUUGGCAACUUCUUUCACCCUCUCAAAGGAUGGCAUAGAGAUGCAGUUUGCAACUAACCAUGUUGGGCACUUUCUCUUGACACAUCUUCUACUGGAGACGAUGAAGAAGACCUCUCGUGAAUCAAACGUGGAAGGAAGAAUCGUCAAUGUUUCAUCAGUGGGCCACAAGUUUACAUACCAGGAAGGCAUCCGGUUUGACAAGAUAAAUAAUGAGGCUGAGUAUAGCGCCAGUGGAGCGUAUGGGCAGUCAAAGCUUGCAAACAUUUUGCAUGCUAAUGAACUUGCUAGAAGAUUUAAGGAAGAGGGUGUUAACAUCACUGCAAAUUCUCUCCAUCCUGGAUCUAUCAUCACGAACAUUCUGCGCAACCACAGUAUCAUAGAUUGGGUAACCACUCUUCUCGUCAAUUUAUCACAUGCAGUUCUCCAUGGGAGUCUUGGUAUGUUGCUGCUGAAAAAUGCUAAUCAGGGGGCAGCGACCACGUGCUAUGUCGCGCUGCACCCGGGCGCAAAGGGCCUGUCGGGGAAGUAUUUCAGUGACAGCAACGUGUACGAGGCGAACGAGAAGGCCAAGGAUGUGGAGCUGGCCAAGAAGCUCUGGGACUUCAGCAUCGAGCUCACCACCUGAAAACUGAAAAACGCUCCUCGCGUACUGAGGGAGAUGAGAUGGGAUGGUAGGAGGAACGCGGGUGUUAUAUUGCAAUGUACACAACCUGACUAAAACAUGAUCAGAAUCAUAGUGAAGCAGAAAAUUUGAUCUCUGAAUUGUUAAACAGGUGGAGGAAACACACGCGUGGUCUUCUGUGAAUUGUGCUGCAAUGCUACACCAAGAUGGUCUCCGAAUUUUAUAUUGUGAACCACAUCAGGUAGUUUGGUGUCUUGUUUGUAUGUACCAAGAUACUAUUAUGCACUUGACACUAGAUUUCGCUCUUAGCAUCUAGUGGUAAAGCCUUUCUGGUUUGCGCUGACUUCAUCCAGAGGGGUGACACUAGCUGUCUUUUAGACCUGAUGGGCCGCGUUUCUUAUGUGGUGUACAUUCUGGGAGAUGGGAUCAUGUGGUAUGCUGCCUGCCGAGACUAGUUUCAACCCGUGUUUGAUUUC
Molecule: messenger RNA, 1658 nt
Organism: Lolium perenne
Lineage: Eukaryota; Viridiplantae; Streptophyta; Magnoliopsida; Poales; Poaceae
Product: short-chain dehydrogenase TIC 32, chloroplastic
Source: RefSeq, a predicted model, not a curated record